AUUUGUCGGAUUGCAGAAGCCGAGGAGCGGUCCGGCGGGAAGGCGCGCGGCGGAAAACUUGCGCGUCGUGCGCGCUCCUUCAAGGAGGACUUCCUGGAGAAGCUCUCCCACAUGCGUUCUCCUGGUAGCGGGAGCGGCGGCGGCGGUAGCGGGGCGGCGACGCGGGCCGCGUCGCCCUCGUCGCCGCGGACGCCGAGGGAUAAGAGUGCGCCCGGCUGCACCGACGCCGCCAACACUCUCGAUAAGAACCCCCUUCGCGACCUGCAUAUCCACGUGCGACAGGUGCAGCUGGCACUGCUCCACUUCAGGGACGUCGUGUCGAAGAAGAAGCUCGAGAUGCUGCCCGGCAACGGCACCAUCGUCCUCGACACCGUCACCACCAUACACACCGUGCUCAAGUCCUAUCUCCUGUACGAGAACAGCUCCACUUUGGGAUCAGCGACGAACCAGGUGUAUCAGGCCCUAGCGCAAUUACUGAAGCUCUGCGACGACGUGCUGCUGCACGGUGACCAGUCCUCUGCCUUGGACACUGAGAACGUGACACACAUCAUAGGAUUAGUCGAGGAAGCUGUGAAAAACCUUGUCGCUCUGGCGAACGAGAAGAUCGCCAACAGACAGAAACCUGCCGCCGUCACAACUAGUAAUAGAACGUCGGGUUAUGGAUCGGAAUUGACGCCACAAAGAAAUUCUUUACCCGAUAUCCCGCUAACCCCGAGGGAAAGGCAGAUUUUAGAGCAGACCGCUGCGACUACUAGUCUGGUCCGUAGUUCGCAUAGUUCAGAGUCGAUUUUAAGGGAUUCUAGUCCACCCCCAAAACCACCACUCCCCGAGAGAACUAAUGUGUGUCUGUCGGAGGAAAAUAGUUCUUCCGGCACGCCGCCACCGUUGCCACCGAAACGGAGAACGAGGGCUCAGCAGUUGCUCGACGAGUCCGAGGGUCUUUUAGCAUCUAGUCUUGACGGUGUUUCCCUACGAAGUCGAUCUCCAGAGGAUUCGUCGUCUCUUCUAAGCGCGUCGGCUGGCAGUUUGGAUUCGGCCCUGAAUCAUUCUCGGGACGAGGAUGAGAUACGGGCAAUCAUGGGACCAAACGACGAGUCUCUGAACGACAGUAUGGAUCUCAGCCUCAUGGCUACUAUUCAGGGCAUGCAAGUUAAUGGUAGUUCAAACUGUAGUUGCUGGGAUGGUUCCGAAACAAACAUACCGAGCACCAUGUUGUUGGGUCAACAAACUCCACAAGAAAUGCUUAAUCCAUUCACCGGUAUAGAAGGAAAAAUGGAACGAUUAUCGACCCAAACUCAAGAAUCCGGUUUCAUAUCCAUGCAUUCACAACGAAGCUCGUCUCAGAGUUAUACUACUUCCAGUAUAACGUCCAAAAGAUCGUCCCAGCAGAGCAGCAUUAGUUAUAAUUCCCAAACGUUCAACUCUCAACAAUCGUUUUCGCAAACGAAACUGUCUUCGGACAGUAACGGGUCUAUCUUCACUCAGAAGACAAUGACUAGUUCAAAGAGUACCGUUAGCACAACAAAUAUGUCUGGAAGUGGAGAUCCUGCGAUAUUAGAAAAAUUGGUAAAUGAGAUGGAAUCGAUUUCUGCAUCCGACGCUAAUGGUAUGCCACCGGCGUUACCAGAAAAACGGUCGAAACGAAGAAAAGAACGUCAGCCAUCACAGUACGACAAUGUACCUGAAAACGAGCAUUUAUCAACCUGUAGUUUACACACUAAUAAUGGCGAUAGUCCAGAUGCCAGUAAACCCCCUCCACUCCCUCUUAAGAAAAGACAUAUGUUCCAAUCAGUGGCAUAUUCUGUUAUGGCAUACAUGGAGAUGUUUGGAAACUGUUCUCACAGUAACAAUGACUUCAUCUCUGGUCUUGGGACCCGUCAUUCAGUGGCAGCUUAUAAUUCAAUGCAAGCAGAAUGGCAACAACAUGAAAUGGCCCUUACUACAACACAAUCAUGUUCUUUCAUGGCACAUACUAUGACCACAUUGCACGAUAGUUCAAAUACCUCCAUAACUAUGACACCAUCGAUAACAGAAGUAACAAAUAAUUCUAGUCUCCCACCAGCAUUGCCACCAAAGAGAUCUCGUUCCAUUAAAUCAAAUGCAACGCCUCCGCCGAUUUCACCAAAACCAACCAUUAGCAUGCAAAGUAUACAUACAAUCGAACCAAUUGUAACAUCAACUCCAGUAAAGGUAGAAGAAUCUAGUUGCAUUCAUGAUAAAAAAGAGCUGACACCAUCGACUCCAGUAAAAUUGAAUAACGUUGCUUUAGAUACGAUAUUGCCACCUUCAAGGCCUGCUAGCAAUGCUUUAUCAUCGAUAUCAGUCGAUGAUAAUACUUUGGAAUUGAGAGAUGUCGAUCAAGACGAUAGCAUUUUGGAUGAACUGGAUAUCAGCAAGUACUUGGUUUUCAAAAAGCCAGAUGAAGAAGGGCCAGACAUAAGGGGUGGUCAUCCUGAUGCAUUGUUAAUUCAUGCAACCAAAGCUAAUAAACAUGAUGAGAAGGAAUCAGACUUUUUGUAUCAAGAAGCAUUUUUAACGACAUAUAGAACUUUCAUGCAACCACUCGAAUUAAUUCAAAAAUUGCAUAAACGUCAUCAGCGAUUUUCUUGUUCUGCUGACGUUGUUAAACAAAGAGCAGCUCGUGAAGCGUUUUCCCUAUUAGUUAGAGUCGUUAGUGAUUUAACCAUGUCAGAUCUCGAUGAUACUCUUUUACAAACCCUAAUGGAGUUCGUGCAACAAUUAGUGUGUAGCGGUGAUCUUACUAUGGCAAAAGCUCUACGUGUUAAAAUUUUAGAAAAACAUGCUGCAAAACAAUUACAAUCUGCACAACCAAUUCUUUCUUCGUUAAGCGUAACGACAAAGCAAGCUUCCCUUCUCGAUUUUAAGAGUGAACAAAUUGCGGAACAAAUGACACUAUUAGACGCUGAUUUGUUCAUGAAAAUCGAGAUACCUGAAGUACUAAUUUGGGCUCAAGAACAAAAUGAAGAACGAAGUCCAAACCUAACUAGAUUCACGGAGCACUUUAACAAAAUGUCGUAUUGGGCCAGAUCAAGAAUAUUGGAACAUAGAUUAGAGAAUGAAGCGAAGGACAGAGAAAAAUACGUCGUUAAAUUCAUUAAAAUAAUGAAGCACCUUAGAAAAAUAAAUAAUUUUAAUAGCUACUUAGCCUUGCUUUCUGCAUUAGAUAGCGCGCCCAUUAGAAGGCUCGAAUGGCAGAAACAUAUUACGGAAGGCUUAAAAGAAUAUUGUGCUCUUAUUGAUAGUUCUAGUAGCUUUAGAGCUUACAGGCAAGCUCUAGCAGAAACACAACCGCCAUGUAUUCCUUACAUUGGGCUUGUGCUACAAGAUCUUACAUUCGUACAUAUUGGAAAUAGUGAUCUGUUACCAGAUGGCACUAUAAACUUUUCAAAAAGAUGGCAACAGUUUAAUAUCGUUGAAAAUAUGAAAAGGUUCAAAAAAGGGACAUAUUCAUUCAAAAAGCACGAACGUAUAAUAACGUUCUUCAACAAUUUCAGCGAUUUCCUCUGUGAGGAGGCUAUGUGGCAGAUUUCAGAAAGCAUCAAACCGCGUGGUGGAAAAAAAGCACAGUCGCAAAACUAGAAUAUAUCUAACCCUUUCACUGCCUGUGUCUCAAAAUCGAAAGGCUGAACCAGUGAAUUAGAACAUUUAUAUUUAUGAUAUUUAGGUAAAUUUGCUUAAUUAUGAGCCGAACAAACAUGA
This is a messenger RNA of Eufriesea mexicana, 3720 nucleotides long. RefSeq names its product C3G guanyl-nucleotide exchange factor (gene C3G). Gene Ontology annotation, biological process: Ras protein signal transduction. Lineage: Eukaryota; Metazoa; Arthropoda; Insecta; Hymenoptera; Apidae. Gene Ontology annotation, molecular function: guanyl-nucleotide exchange factor activity. The transcript has 16 exons. Bases 112 to 3600 code for a protein of 1162 amino acids. Gene Ontology annotation, cellular component: plasma membrane. The record is from RefSeq and is a predicted model, not a curated record.